Thamnophis sirtalis is the source of this 2049-nucleotide messenger RNA. NCBI's taxonomy places the organism in Eukaryota, Metazoa, Chordata, Lepidosauria, Squamata, Natricidae. The record is from RefSeq and is a predicted model, not a curated record.
AGCUUACGGACGGCAGAGACAAGCCAAUAGCCAACAAGACCGUUGAACUUCAAAUAACAGGAGUACAGAACAGUUCCUUCUACAAGACUGAUGCUGAGGGACGAGCCCACUUCUCCAUAGAUACUUCCGGCUACACAGAGAGUUCUAUUCAAAUCAGUGCAAUUUAUGAAAGAGAAACUCACUGUUAUGAUUCGAACUGGGUCUCUCCUCAACACCAAACUGCCUUCUCCUCAGCACCACGUUUCUAUUCUCCAAGUUCAAGUUACCUCAAAGUUCAACAGCUUCCUAGCAAAUUAAGCUGUGGGCAACAUGCGGUCGUCCCGGUCCAUUACGUUCUCAAUUCAGAGAUCAUAAAGGACAAAGAAGUCGUCUUCCACUACUUGGUGAUGUCCAGAGGGGAUAUUGUGAAGUCAGGAACACACCCCUUGAAAGAAAAGCAAAGUAAAGGUUUAUGAUCUGCUGCCUUUGACGGACCUCAGGGGCUAUUACUACAAAAGUGAGAACUUGGAGGACCCAGACACAAACCCCUGCGUGCCCCCCAAAAAGAUCAUUGUGGACGGAAUUCGCUACGAGACUGAUACCUAUUCUUACGGUGAAGGUGACGCCUAUACAAUUCUCAGGGACAUUGGUUUCAAGACAUUUACCAGUGCCCAGAUAUACAAGCCUAACAUUUGCAGCAGACCAGAGCGUCACUACCCAAUGGCCUACAUGGAAAGGGGUCCAGCUAACGCAAGACUUGGAGGAAUGAGCAUGGACAACAGCGCAGAACCAGUGGAAACAACUAUCCGGCGCUUCUUCCCAGAAACCUGGAUAUGGUCCUUAAAAUCUCUUGGCAGUGAGUCCGAGCUCACCCUGCCCGUCACCAUUCCUGACACCAUCACAGAUUGGCGAGCGGGAGCCUUCUGCUUGUCCCCAGCGGUGGGUUUCGGCCUGGCCCAAACCAUCUUCCUCACGGCCAUCCAGCCGUUCUUCGUUGAAGUCACCCAGCCAUACAGCGUAAUACGGGGAGAAGACUAUGUCAUGAAGGCCACCAUCUACAACUACCUCAAACGCUCCAUCCAGGUUGGCGUAUCGCUACUGCUUUCUCCCGACUACAUUGCUACCCCUCUGGACAAGGAGCAGGGUCCCCACUGUCUGCCUGUGGAUGGAAGGAAAACCUUCUCCUGGAAAGUUACUCCCAAAACUAUCGGUGUCCAGAGACAGUUGAACUACAAGCAUGCUGACGGUUCCUACAGCACCUUUGGGGAACGGCACAACGAGCCUGGAAACCAUUCUGUGGUGCGCAAUGCUUUGUUUUGCCUGGAGACCGUAUCCCAGCAGAAAGAUAUCCCCAUCUACACUCAGGCCUUGUUGGCAUACGCUUUUGCUUUGGCGCAUAAGGACGACAAAGUGACGGCGCUACUGCAGAGUCUUCAGCAAAAGGCCGUGAAAGGAGACGACGGCUCCAUUCACUGGGAGAGGAUCGUGAAGCCAGAGGUGAAAAAGUCUCUCUACUACGAGCCUCAAGCACUUUCCGCCGAGGUGGAAAUGACCUCCUACGUGCUCCUGACUCACCUGACCAUGCUUAGGAGAGCUGCGUCAGUGUCCCAGGACGAUUUGGCCAUUCCCACCAAGAUUGUGACGUGGAUGACCAAACAACAGAAUCCUUCCGGAGGAUUCGCUUCCACCCAGAAAGAUGACCCAUUAACACGUAUUUUCCCUCCUCAGACUACCUUGAGGUACAAUGUGCUCCCACACCCCGGAGAUGAUCCAUUUGCACUGACUGUCACCACAAAUCCCGAAACGUGUGUUGGGGUCAAGGCCCACAGGGAGUUCGACAUUGCAAUAAACGUCAGUUACGUCGGCAAGCGCCCCUCCACCAACAUGGUGAUUCUUAAUAUCAAGAUGGUCUCUGGAUUUGCACCAAAUAGGCCGUCUGUGAAAGAGCUGGAAAAGCAGGCUCUGAUUAAGCGAGUAGAUAUGACUCCCAGAGAAGUGGUGGUGUAUUUCGAGAAGGUGAGUGCAGAAGCCACGGCGAGGGAACGGGUGAGCUAGAGGGACUCCAAUGAA